AGUAUGAAAACAUUAAAGAUAUUUCUAAUCCCCAAUCCUAGUGAGAGAGACACUUCAUAGGAAAUCCCAGGAACCCAGGGACAAAGGCCAAAGAAAUGACCACUGGUUGAUACCCGCUUUUUCAACAAGGAACAAUAAAUCUAUAAAGGAAUAACAAGACAAAUGGCUAUAUAGACUAGGAUUAUAACAUUUAGGGAUGUUACUAAUAGAUAUAUGGAGCACAAGGAGAGAAUCUAAUGGAAGAUUGCUUCUAUAAUUAGAUCACUGAUUUCCUGCAUAAAGCACAAUGUCUCGAUCCCGACAGCCCCCACUUGUGACAGGCAUCUCUCCAAAUGAAGGGAUCCCAUGGACGAAGGUGACAAUAAGAGGGGAGAAUUUGGGUGUUGGUCCCACUGACCUUAUAGGUUUGACUAUUUGUGGACAUAAUUGCCUCCUAACAGCAGAGUGGAUGUCUGCAAGUAAAAUAGUAUGUCGAGUGGGACAAGCCAAAAAUGACAAAGGAGAUAUUAUUGUCACAACUAAAUCUGGUGGCAAAGGAACUUCAACUGUUUCUUUCAAGUUACUCAAGCCCGAAAAGAUAGGCAUUUUGGAUCAGUCUGCUGUGUGGGUUGAUGAAAUGAAUUAUUAUGAUAUGCGUACAGACAGGAAUAAAGGAAUUCCUCCUUUGUCCCUCCGUCCUGCAAAUCCUCUUGGCAUUGAAAUUGAAAAAAGUAAAUUUCCCCAGAAGGACUUAGAAAUGAUGUUCCAUGGAAUGAGUGCUGAUUUUACAAGUGAGAAUUUUUCAGCUGCCUGGUAUCUCAUAGAGAAUCAUUCAACUACCAGUUUUGAGCAGCUCAAAAUGGCAGUCACCAACCUCAAAAAGCAGGCCAGCAAGAAGAGUGAGGGCAGUCUGGCCUAUGUGAAGGGUGGCCUCAGUACAUUCUUUGAGGCACAAGAUGCCCUCUCAGCCAUCCAUCAAAAGCUAGAAGCAGAUGGAACGGAAAAAGUAGAAGGAUCCAUGACACAGAAACUGGAGAAUGUUCUGAAUGGAGCAAGUAAUACUGCUGAUGCAUUAUUUCAAGAAGUGCUAGGACGAAAGGACAAGGCAGAUUCCACUAGAAAUGCACUCAAUGUACUUCAGCGAUUUAAAUUUCUCUUCAACUUACCUCUGAAUAUUGAAAGGAAUAUUCAAAAGGGUGAUUAUGAUGUGGUUAUUAAUGAUUAUGAAAAAGCCAAGUCACUCUUUGGGAAAACAGAGGUGCAAGUUUUCAAGAAAUAUUAUGCCGAAGUAGAAACACGAAUUGAAGCUUUACGAGAAUUACUUCUGGAUAAAUUGCUUGAGACUCCAUCAACCUUACAUGACCAAAAACGUUACAUAAGAUAUCUGUCUGACCUUCAUGCACCGGGUGACCCUGCUUGGCAGUGUAUUGGAGCCCAGCACAAGUGGACCCUUCAGCUCAUGCACAGCUGCAAAGAGGGCUAUGUGAAGGACCUGAAAGGAAACCCAAGCCUGCAUAGUCCCAUGUUGGAUCUUGAUAAUGAGGUACGUCCCUCCAUGUUGGGCCAUCUCAGUCAGACGGCAUCACUAAAGAGGGGCAGCAGCUUUCAGUCUAGUCGAGAUGACACAUGGAGAUACAAAACUCCCCACAGAGUGGCAUUUGUUGAAAAAUUAACCAAGCUUGUUUUAAGUCAGUUGCCUAACUUCUGGAAACUCUGGAUCUCAUAUGUUAAUGGAAGCCUUUUCAGUGAGACUGCUGAGAAGUCAGGCCAGAUCGAAAGAUCAAAGAAUGUAAGGCAAAGACAAAAUGAUUUCAAGAAAAUGAUACAGGAAGUAAUGCAUUCUCUUGUGAAACUGAUCCGUGGAGCUCUGCUGCCCCUCAGCAUCCGAGAGGGAGAAGGGAGGCAGUAUGGAGGCUGGGAGGUGAAGUCAGAGCUCUCAGGGCAGUGGCUUGCACAUGUCAUCCAGACCUUAAGGCUUACUUAUGAGUCAUUGACUGCCCUUGAAAUUCCUAAUGACAUGCUGCAGAUUAUUCAGGACCUUAUUUUGGAUCUCCGUGUACGUUGUGUCAUGGUCACAUUGCAACACACAGCAGAAGAAAUAAAGAGAUUAGCUGAAAAGGAGGACUGGAUUGUUGAUAAUGAAGGAUUGACUUCCCUACCAUGUCAGUUUGAGCAGUGUAUCCUGCAUUCCCUCCAGUCACUGAAAGAUGUUCUGGAGUGCAAGCCUGGAGAAGCCAGUGUCUUUCAGCAUCCCAAAACACAGGAGGAGGUUUGCCAACUGAGCAUCAAUAUCAUGCAGGUUUUUAUAUACUGUCUGGAACAAUUGAGCACCAAGCCUGAUGCAGACAUAGAUACUACACAUCUUUCUAUGGAUGUUUCUUCUCCUGAUUUGUUUGGAAGUAUCCAUGAAGACUUCAGCUUGAAUUCUGAACAGCGACUUCUUAUAGUUCUGAGUAAUUGCUGUUAUCUAGAACGCCGCACCUUUUUAAAUAUAGUGGAACAUUUUGAAAAGCACAACUUCCAGGGAAUAGAAAAAAUUACACAGGUUAGCAUGACCUCCCUGAAAGAACUGGACCAAAGACUCUUUGAAAAUUACAUUGAACUAAAAGCAGAUCCCAUUGUUGGUUCCUUGGAACCUGGAAUUUAUGCAGGCUAUUUUGACUGGAAAGACUGCCUGCCUCCAACAGGUGUCAGAAAUUACUUAAAAGAAGCAUUAGUGAAUAUAAUUGCUGUGCAUGCAGAGGUGUUCACUAUUUCCAAAGAAUUGGUGCCACGAGUCCUGUCUAAGGUGGUAGAAGCAGUUUCUGAAGAGCUGAGUAGACUGAUGCAGUGUGUCUCAUCCUUCAGCAAAAAUGGAGCAUUACAGGCGAGACUUGAAAUCUGUGCUCUGAGGGACACUGUAGCCAUUUACCUGACAACUGAAAGCAAAUCUAGUUUUAAACAGGCCUUGGAAGCCCUGCCUCAGCUAGCAAGCGGAGCAGAUAAAAAGCUGCUGGAAGAAUUGCUGAACAAGUUUAAGAGCAGCAUGCACUUGCAACUCACCUGCUUCCAAGCUGCUUCUUCCACCAUGAUGAAAACAUAAAUGCCUGCAAAAGAAGAACAGUUCAGAAAGAUAACAAGCAUUAAGACUAUUCACUUUUCUUUUCUUUCUUUCUUUUUUUUUUGGCCAGUUCUGGAGCUUGAACUCAGAGCCUGGACAUUG
This is a messenger RNA of Dipodomys spectabilis (banner-tailed kangaroo rat), 3181 nucleotides long. RefSeq names its product exocyst complex component 2 (gene Exoc2). The record is from RefSeq and is a predicted model, not a curated record. The coding region runs from base 287 to 3061 and encodes 924 amino acids. The transcript is spliced from 29 exons. Gene Ontology annotation, cellular component: exocyst. NCBI's taxonomy places the organism in Eukaryota, Metazoa, Chordata, Mammalia, Rodentia, Heteromyidae. Gene Ontology annotation, biological process: Golgi to plasma membrane transport; exocytosis.